Molecule: messenger RNA, 2639 nt
Organism: Sardina pilchardus (European sardine)
Lineage: Eukaryota; Metazoa; Chordata; Actinopteri; Clupeiformes; Clupeidae
Gene: tfap4
Product: transcription factor AP-4 (activating enhancer binding protein 4)
Exons: 7
Coding region: 212-1213 (333 amino acids)
Biological process (GO): regulation of transcription by RNA polymerase II
Cellular component (GO): nucleus
Molecular function (GO): DNA-binding transcription factor activity, RNA polymerase II-specific; RNA polymerase II cis-regulatory region sequence-specific DNA binding; protein dimerization activity
Source: RefSeq, a predicted model, not a curated record
GGGAACCCCAUCAGCUGGAAGUCGAGUAAUAUUACAACUCCAACCACUUAGCAAGAUUCAAUUUUGAGGUCAAGAAAAAUUGCAAACAGUUUUAAAACGAGUAUUUUCAGUUUCAAAAGGGUACUUGGACGUGCUCCAAUAUCUGGACGCAUCAGGAUUCAUACAGUUGAUUAGGACGAGGUAUCGGUGAUUCAAAACUGGAGAGGGAAGCAUGGAGUAUUUCAUGGUACCAGCUCAGAAGGUGCCAUCCUUGCAACAUUUUAGAAAGACUGAGAAAGAGGUGAUCGGAGGAUUGUGCAGUUUAGCAAACAUCCCCCUGACCCCAGAGACGGCGCGGGAUCAGGAGCGACGUAUCCGACGUGAAAUUGCCAACAGUAAUGAACGCAGGCGUAUGCAGAGCAUCAAUGCUGGCUUCCAAUCACUCAAAACACUCAUCCCUCACUGUGAUGGAGAGAAACUUAGUAAGGCAGCCAUUCUACAGCAGACAACUGAGUAUAUAUUCUCUUUGGAGCAAGAGAAGACACGUCUCCUUCAGCAGAACAACCAGCUUAAGCGCUUUAUACAGGAGUUUACUGGGUCGUCCCCAAAAAGGAGGCGUGCAGAGGAAAAGGAUGAAGGUAUUGGCUCUCCAGAUGCCUUGGAGGAGGAGAAGAUGGAUGACCUCCGCAGAGAGAUGAUUGAGCUUAGACAGCAGUUGGACAAAGAGAGAUCAGUUCGUAUGAUACUCGAGGAACAGAUCCGCUCGCUGGAUGCUCACAUCUAUCCUGAGAAGCUUAAGACCAUUGCUCAGCAGGUUCAGGAGCAACAUGAGCAGACUCAGACUCUCCUACGACUGCAGCAACAACAGGAACCGACAGAGAGAGAAAGUCACAUGGUCCGCAGUCCACAGGUUUUCGCUCCAUCCACCCCUCCUGCACCUACCAGUCACCCGACUGUUAUAGUCCCUGCCCCUGUUCUGUCCACUUCCUCUCACCAUGCCACCGUGGUAACCAUGGGACCUGCUUCUGUUAUAAACACAGCAUCUACAUCACGGCAGAAUCUGGACACCAUUGUGCAAGCCAUCCAGCACAUUGAGGGCACACAAGAGCGGACCAUAGCCGAGGCAGAACAGAGGAAAGCAGUGAUUGUAACGCCUGUGCGCCCCCUCGCUGAUCCAGCAGAUUCUGAGACAACUUCUGACACUGAAGAGCUAAAGGACAGCUUACUGCCUUGAUCCACUCAAAAUAGAUAAUGGGUGAUGAUUUCACAUGCCACCCAUUAAUAGACAAAUUCACUUGGACACAUACAACUGGGUACGGCAAAGUGAACACAUGACCACAAAGCUCUGCUACUGUGGUCCUUGCAUGUUAGGUGAAGACUAACAUGCAUAUGAAUACCCAGUUUCCCACGGUAAGAUAGGAGUUGCAUCGCUUUCUGAGGUUAUGGAAGUACACAUUUCCACUACUUCAGGAUGCUAAAUGGACUCAUUAAAUGUGACCUUACACUGAACAUUCAACCCCAGCACUCCUAGAACCUGUGAACACUCAAAGUGGUUUGAGGUGCACAGACUUUACUGACCCACAGCCCAUGGGCAGAUAUCUUGUAUUUUCUUCUCUUGGCCGUGCUAUGCUCAUUUUCAUAAUCUCUUAUCAGUAAGAGGUUAUGUUCAGCAUGACACUGUGAGCUCAUUACUUUUAGAAUAUCAUUUGCUUCCAAAAGCAGGGAUUUUUUUUUUUUUUUUUUUAUCGCAAUUUCCAUUGUAUGUGACUGAUCACUAAAGUAUGGUCAUGUAUUUGUUGUUUUAGAAAAUAUCAUCAGUGUUCAAGAGCAUGACUGGCUUCCAGAGGGCUUCUGUUGAUCAAACAGCAGCUGGAUGCAGCAGGAAUGUGCACUUAAGCUUUCUUUUCAAUUCUGUCACAUACAGUUAUGUUCACACUGUUUUGUGAAUGAAUGCUACACUGGGCUGGGUUCCUAGUGUUCACUCUUAUAGUUCAGGCACCACCUGGCAUCCUCAGAGAAGAUGACACAAGUUUUGUUUUGAAUUGAACUUGUAUGUUUCCCAUUCAUUACCAAUAUGUUCAAUUGAAUAAGCUAAAAAGCAGGGGGUUCUACCUGUAAGGCCUUUUGUAUUAUCGCAUGUGUGUGUUUCCUGCCUUUUGAGAAGGCACUUACUCAUGCAUACACAUCUGUAGAGACACAAGCUACCAUGAAUCUGUAAACGUUGAGGUUAGCACUACUUUUGCAUUCACAUUACUGUGUGUGAAUUGUAGGCCAUCAGUUGCCCUUUAUAUACUUUUUUUUAUUUUUCUCUUGGGCGUAUGUUCUGAUUUGAUUUAUAUUUGUGUAUGUGUGCAUUCUGUCUGAAGGAGGACUACCUGUGUCCUCUGUAGUAUUGUUUACACAUGUGCUGAAGAGGGUAGAGCAGCAUUACACCAGCGCACUUCACUCUAUGCACUCUAUGUUCUGCUCUCUUGUAUGAAUGUUUCUCAGUGUUCAUGUUCCUUGAGUCCAUUCUUUUGCACAUGCCUUCCUGAAGAUCAUUGUAUUAUGAGAUGAGGGCUAGUCUGUGCCCUGAGAGGUUGUCAGUGGUGACCCAACUGAAAUCAUGCCUAAUGCAGCAGAUCCAGCCCCUAGUGGGAAGACACUAUCAGCCAUUUAAA